Messenger RNA from Microtus oregoni (creeping vole), 3694 nucleotides. RefSeq names its product mitochondrial tRNA translation optimization 1 (gene Mto1). Gene Ontology annotation, molecular function: flavin adenine dinucleotide binding. Gene Ontology annotation, cellular component: cytosol. The record is from RefSeq and is a predicted model, not a curated record. Lineage: Eukaryota; Metazoa; Chordata; Mammalia; Rodentia; Cricetidae. Gene Ontology annotation, biological process: tRNA wobble uridine modification; tRNA methylation.
UGGACGCAGGGCGUGCUGCGCUCUGACGCAGGGCAAGGUGGCGGCGCCCCUGUGGGCUUCCACUCUCUCGGUUGUUUCGGGUUCUCUGUCCGCCCCUCGGCAUGCUCCUUCUCCGAGCCCGUGGCCGCUGGGCCGCGGCGUCCCUCGGCAAAUGCCUGCCCUCGUGUCGCCUCCGCAGCGACAGCGCCGCUCCGUGCAGCGCGCACUUCGAUGUGGUCGUGAUCGGAGGGGGGCACGCGGGCACCGAGGCGGCCGCCGCCGCUGCUCGCUGUGGCUCGCGGACUCUGCUCCUCACACACCGCGUGGACACGAUCGGUCAGAUGUCCUGUAAUCCUUCCUUUGGUGGCAUCGGAAAGGGGCAUUUGAUGAGGGAAGUAGAUGCCUUGGAUGGCUUGUGUUCGCGGAUCUGUGACCAGUCUGGUAUACAUUACAAAGUAUUAAACCGGCGAAAGGGCCCUGCUGUGUGGGGGCUGAGAGCGCAAAUUGAUCGGAAGCUUUAUAAACAGAACAUGCAGAAGGAAAUCCUGAAUACGCCCCUGCUCACUGUUCAGGAGGGAGCUGUAGAAGAUCUAGUUCUCACAGAAGCAGAGCCUGGAUACGCUGGGAAGUGCAGGGUCAGCGGUGUUAUUUUGGCAGAUGGAAGUACAGUUUAUGCAGAGAGUGUAAUUCUGACAACGGGGACAUUUCUGAGAGGCAUGGUCAUAAUUGGAUUGGAGAUGCAUCCUGCAGGACGUUUGGGGGAUCAACCCUCAAUAGGGUUGGCUCAGACUCUGGAGAAGUUGGGGUUUGUGGUAGGAAGACUGAAGACUGGGACUCCACCCCGACUUGCCAAAGAUUCCAUUAAUUUCAACAUUCUAAACAAGCACACACCAGAUAAUCCAUCCAUCCCAUUCAGCUUUCUAAACGAAACAGUGUGGAUCAAGCCAGAAGAUCAACUGCCAUGUUACUUGACUCAUACCAACCCCAGAGUGGAUGAGAUUGUCCUUGAGAACCUGCACCUGAACAGUCACGUUAAGGAAACUACAAGAGGACCCCGAUACUGUCCCUCCAUUGAAUCUAAGGUUUUACGUUUUCCAAACCGUGUUCAUCAGGUUUGGUUGGAACCGGAAGGAAUGGAUUCUGACCUUAUCUACCCGCAAGGGUUAUCUGUUACACUGCCAGCUGAGUUACAAGAGAAAAUGAUAGCGUGCAUCAGAGGCCUGGAGAAAGCCAAAAUGGUUCAUCCAGGCUAUGGUGUUCAGUAUGAUUAUUUAGAUCCCCGCCAGAUCAGUCCUUCUCUUGAGACGCAUUUGGUUCAGCGGUUAUUCUUUGCUGGGCAGAUAAAUGGAACCACUGGCUAUGAGGAAGCUGCAGCUCAGGGUGUGAUAGCUGGAAUCAACGCCAGUCUUCGGGUCAGUCGAAAACCACCCUUUAUUGUAAGUCGUACAGAAGGCUACAUAGGAGUCUUAAUUGAUGACCUCACCACACUGGGCACCAGCGAACCAUACCGCAUGUUUACCAGCAGGGUAGAGUUCCGGUUGUCACUGCGUCCGGAUAAUGCUGACAUGCGCCUCACUUUCAGAGCCCAUAAGGACGCUGGCUGUGUGUCCCCACAGCGAUAUGAAAGAGCUUCCUGGAUGAAGUCGUCUUUAGAAGAAGGCAUGUCUGUGUUGAAAUCCAUUGAGUUUUCAAGCUCCAAGUGGAAAAAGUUAAUUCCACAAGCUCCUAUAAGUAUUAAUAGAAGCCCUCCUGUCAGUGCUCUAGACGUUCUUAAGUAUGAAGGAGUUGACAUGGAGUUGCUGGCCAGUGCUGUUCCCGAGCCCCUGAAGAAGUAUACUGCUUACAGAGAGCUGGCUAGAAGACUGAAAAUAGAAGCUACUUAUGAGUCAGUAUUAUUGUAUCAACUACAAGAAAUAAAGGAGGUUCAGCGAGAUGAAGCUUUCCAACUGCCACAAGACUUAGAUUAUCUAACAAUCAAGGAUGUGUCGUUGUCCCAAGAAGUUCGAGAGAAGCUGCACUUGAGUCGCCCACAGACAAUUGGGGCUGCUAGUCGUAUACCUGGAGUGACACCAGCUGCCAUCGUCAAUCUGCUCAGAUUUGUGAAGACCGCUCAGCAGAGACAGGCAGCAGUGACAGAACACCAAACCAAUUAGUACUUAAUGUGAUACAAAGAAACUUCCAGACAGAAUUGUAACUUUCAUUUCAUAGAGGACUUUUAGAAAGAGGAUUUAGAGAGUAUAAAAGGAGAUAAAAAUAAUACCUGUGAGAAUAGCAUUGUUAGAUUUAGAUUUGUCCUUAUAAGACAAAGGUUGUAUUUAUAAGACAGUUGUACUUUUUUUUAUGUAUGUAGGCAAAAUACUUCAAAACAUCAGUAGGUCAUAUAGCAUUCAUCAAAGGGUAAUAAUUAAGCCAAAACUAAACCUGAAACUGAGUGUUGAUACAGAUUUUAAGCAAUCCCAUCUGUUAAGAGAUUGAAGCUGGGCUGGGCAGUGGUGAUGCACACCUUUAAUCCCUGAACUCGGGACGCAGAGAAACCCUGUCUCCAGACCUGGUCUCUAAGAGCCACGUCCAGAGCCUAUGCCCUUUGGGAAAAAAUUUUUCAGUUUGUAGAUUUUCUACUCUUAAGCCCAUAUGUAAAGUUAAUUUGCUAUUUUUUACUCAUAAAGCACCCCACACCACAGACUUAGUCUUGUAUGCUUACUGUGGUUAGCAAACGGUGAUUCAAGUCCUAAACUAGGAUGAAAAAUGAAGACUGAACUGGGCAGUGGUGGCACACACCUUCAAUCCCAGCACUGGAAAGCAGAUGGAUCUCUGAGUUCAAGGCCAGCCUGGUCUACAGAACGGGUUCCAGUACAGCCAAGUCUACACAAAGAAACCUGUUUCAAAAAACUCAAAAAAAAAAGAAAAAAUGAAGACUACAAAACCACCCCGAUUCACUCAGCUGUUUUUCCUCUUUUGAGAACAGUUUUCAGCUGGUGUGCUAUUACAGCAUUAUACACCUAUACUGGGAUAGGCAGGGGAGAACAGGAGAAAUGGGUCAACGGGUAAGUGCAAUGGCUGCUUUUUCAGAGGACAGGGAUCAAGACGGGAUCCACACCUGGCCUUCAUGGCCAUGUGAUACACAGGCAUACAUGUAGGCCAAACACCCAUAUGCAUAAUACUUUUCUUUUUAAUUUUAGCUUGACAGAGGUAGCAGGAAGCUCAGAAAUUCAGCUAUCAUCAGUUUGAGGCUAAUCUGGACUACAUGAGACUCUGCCUCAGGGGUGUGGGUGGGUGAGGGCUGGAUGCCCAUGCAGUUUCUAAUUCUGGAAUUAAUUGUGUAGGUUAAAAGCUGACCCAGGACAUUUAAAUCUUAGAUUUCAGUACUUUGGAAAUUUUCAGUCAUUAGUUUUGAACAUUAGUGGAAGUACUAUAAAACAAACACAAACUUAUUUUGUAAGCUGGUUAAAGGAGGUUAAAGGUGGUCAUAUUUCAUGCAAUAAAAAUGUUUGCUGAUCCAACUGACCUGGCCAUGAUUUAACAUUAAUAAAGCAAUCUAUAAUUACUGAUGAAUCGUGUCUAGUAAUGCCAUAUCCUUUCUUUACUGGUACAGGGAUGGUAUGUGCUGCAUUGGGGUGACCAAUGUGGGUCCCUUGACUAGCCUUUAUGAGUAGACUAAGGGAUGAAUAUAACUAAAUGGGCCAGAGGGUUCUGGUUUUUUUGGGGGGGUGGGGGG